AUACGGCUGCACCAGGAAACCAAAAUAGAAGAGGAGGAAAUCUUGUUUGUCCCUUAAGGGCUACUGUAGGCUGCUUUGGCUUGUCGCCAACAUUUUGAACAUUCGGCGCGAUUCUACAGGAGUUCUCAACGUUUGAGUUGACGAAAUCGUGAUUAAAAACAAAAUGGAAGGAUUCGCCACCCCCCAAAUGUCCAGAAUCAGGAGCUUUGGAAGCGGAGGAGGAACUCCCAUCCACAUCCCGGCCUCUCCUUUCAUGAAGAAGCUGGGCUGUGGGACAGGGGUCAGCGUCUACCUUAUGAACAGAGUGGGGAAAAUAAAUGCAUCUCCCUGGGCUAUCAAGAAGAUCAACAGUAGAUAUGCCGGCAAGCAGGCUGAAGUUUACCAAAAGCGUCUGAACGAGGAGGCAAAGGUCCUUAAAGGAAUCAAUCAUCCCAACAUCGUUGGGUUCCGCGCUUUAGCCACAGCCAAAGAUGGAUCAAAGUGUCUGGCCAUGGAGUUCGGAGGAGAGAAGUCCCUCAAUGACCACAUCGAGAAGAGGAAAGAAGAAAAAGGCUCGCUGGCGUUUCCCGUCGCUAACAUUGAAAAAGUGGCGCUUCACGUCGCCCGGGGUCUACAGUAUCUUCAUGAGAGGAGGCUGCUGCACGGAGACAUUAAGUCUUGCAACGUGGUCAUCAAGGGUGACUUUGAAGAGGUCAAGAUCUGCGACGUGGGCGUGUCCCUUCCACUGGACGAAAACAUGAGAGUGUCGGAUCCAGAGGCAGAGUACAUUGGAACAGAACCCUGGAACCCAAAGGAGGCCUUGGAGGAUGGCGACAUCACAGAUAAGGCCGACAUAUUUUCCUACGGCCUGACCCUGUGGGAGAUGAUGACCCUUGCCAUGCCCCAUAUGGACAACCUGGAGGAGGGUGAUCAUGAAGAGGAGGAUGAAGAGGACUCAAUGGAGGAGAGCUUUAAUGAGGAAGCCUACUAUGCCAGGCUGGGGACGAGGCCCGCCCUGGAUGCAGAGGCCUUAGGUGACUCUUACAGGACGAUGGUGGAGCUCUUCUACAUGUGUACAGAGGAAGACCCCAAGAAGAGACCCUCGGCCGCCCAGAUUGUGAAGGCGCUGGAGAGUAACGGCCCGCUAGACUAAACAGCCACUGAAGUUUAAUUGUCCAAAAGGAAUUUACUAAAUAUACGUAGACAUCAGUUUGCUUUUUUUAUGCGAUGCGAUCUGUCCUACUUUUUCUACAUUUGCAUCUGCCUCAAAGGAGAAGUGUCCCUAAUGUUUUGUUAGA
Molecule: messenger RNA, 1277 nt
Organism: Nerophis lumbriciformis (worm pipefish)
Lineage: Eukaryota; Metazoa; Chordata; Actinopteri; Syngnathiformes; Syngnathidae
Gene: pbk
Product: PDZ binding kinase
Biological process (GO): peptidyl-serine phosphorylation
Molecular function (GO): protein serine/threonine kinase activity; ATP binding
Source: RefSeq, a predicted model, not a curated record